AGCGUGGGGCGUCCAGUUCACCAAAGCAAUAACCAAACUUCCUUUAUUUUAUGAAUUCUCUCUUCCAUUCUUCCCUCAACCGAUUUCCCUUUCGUUUCAAGCAACCUCCGCCGCCGCCAUCGCCGCCACUGGGCACCUUUGCAGCCCUGCUCUACCCCUUCCUCCGGCCACCUGGAUUUGUGACGGUGUUUUGCAAUGGGGAAUAAUUGCCUUGGGAGUAAGACGAAAUCGACGGCGGAGAUUGUGCCUCAGGAGUUCAUUAGAGGCUGUAGCGAUUCCACGGCUUCGAAUUCGGUCGUACGGCUUUAUGGCCCUCCGAAUAAUGCUCUUACCUGCUACAUCCGAUUUGCUUUGCUUUACAAGUCUGUGAAACACAGUUUUAUACCUUCCGAGACGACGCAUUUCGGCUCUGAUUCGCCGGCUAUUCGGAUCGGGACCGAGACCGUUUCCGGUUCACGCGAUAGGUUGCUUCGGUACAUAGACAAUAAGUUUCCUCACCCGCCGCUGGCAAUAUCGAGCCGCCGCGUCGACGAUGACGAAACGACGCAGUUGGUUGCGUUGACUGUGGUGUCGCUGCAGCAUAAGAGCGUGUUGUGGCAUUUGGAGAGGAUGUUGAGAUGGGCGAAGGAUCUGGCGGCGCGUGGAGGGAGAACAGCCGUUGAUCCGACGAUGGGAACACCGAGGAUGGAGCUAAGGAAAUUCGGGAAGAGCUACUCUCAGCUGCUGGAAGUGAUGCUGGAGCACGCUCAAAUGGAGGAGAGAGUCCUCUUCCCGAUCUUGGAAAUGGCCGAUCGAGGAUUAUGCAAAACUUCAAACGAAGAGCAUGCAAGGGAUCUACCCAUCAUGAAUGGCAUCAAAGAAGACAUUAAGUCCACUGUCGUUUUAGACGUGGGAAGUUCAGUUUGUCAAGAAGCGCUUUCCAACCUUUCCAAACGGCUCAAGUUAUUGCAGGAACACUGUAAACAUCACUUCAUGGAAGAAGAGAAAAAUCUGCUGCCUUGGUUUGAGGCCGUAGAGCUGAACAAAGAACAGCAGGACAAAACAUUAGAGCAGCUCUUGGAUGUGAUGAAACAAACACAUUCACAUUUACUAAAUUUCUUUCUUGAAGGUCUUCUCCCUCUGGAAGCUCUGCAGUAUUUGGAUUUGAUUACGAGCAGCAGCGACAAAAUCCGAACGAGCUUGGGCACUAUGCUCCUGAUGAAUGUUGAGUAAGAUCAAAAAUGUGUAUAGUUUUUUUUUUUCUUUUUCUUUUCUAGAUUGGAUUGGCAACAUCCUUUUGUCAACAUGUCAUAAUGGGUGUGUUCUUUGUUUGGCAUCUUGUUUUAGUUUGUUGGAGAUGGAAGUAUAGUCAUUUAUUGCAUAUUUUUUAGCAUAGUGAUUGGCCCUCAUAGUAGUGUGUGCCACACAAAUGAAAAAAGAAAAGAAGAUAAGUAAUGUUUGUGAUUGUAGACCUUGAGACUCAUAUUUAGACCAUUGAUGUCUUUUUGUUUACAUAUUUACGUACUAUGUAGAUGUUUGACGUCCA
Messenger RNA from Cucurbita maxima (winter squash), 1525 nucleotides. RefSeq lists its product as uncharacterized. The coding region runs from base 196 to 1212 and encodes 338 amino acids. The record is from RefSeq and is a predicted model, not a curated record. NCBI's taxonomy places the organism in Eukaryota, Viridiplantae, Streptophyta, Magnoliopsida, Cucurbitales, Cucurbitaceae. The transcript is spliced from 4 exons.